Molecule: messenger RNA, 1912 nt
Organism: Trichoderma asperellum CBS 433.97
Lineage: Eukaryota; Fungi; Ascomycota; Sordariomycetes; Hypocreales; Hypocreaceae
Source: RefSeq, a predicted model, not a curated record
UUGCGCCAACUUUGUCUUCCAUUCAGGGCCCAUCAUGUCCAUACGGCUGGCCAUGUCUUGUCUGUUCAAGAGCUGCUACUCGCUGUGGGCAGUAUAGCAAUAGCAUUACCCGUAGCAUCACUCACCCGUGGCCAGCAUCCCUCCAGCCAUGCUUCCCGCCAGGCCUCGUCUGCCGGCGCUGGCUCCGCGGCUGCCAGGCAAUUCGCCGCCGGUGGUUGAGCGGCCGAGCGUCAAGGAGCAUACGGAACAAGAGUGGUUAGCGCAGAAGGACCUUAUUGAGAAGUUAUACAUAGGAGACAACCGCAAAUUGAAUGAGAUCAUGGCCAUAAUGGAGACUAAAUAUGGAUUUGCCGCAACAGAGCAAAUGUAUAAAAAGAGAUUCAAGAAGUGGAACAUUAGGAAAAGAGCAUAUCGCAAAUCGCCCGGGGAAACCACUCCCCUUACCCCCCCUACUCCCUCAUCUAUAGCCUCAUCUUCCGCCGACUCAACGCAAGAUGCCGAUGUUGAGGAGAUACCGAGGACAACGACCCCUACAGUUACCGGCCUGGACCUGGUCCCGAAUCCCCAGUUCAAGCCCCUCGCAGACUUGGAGCUUAUUCUAAACGGCGUCCUUUCCUGGAGUUCAGGGAAAUUGGAGACUUAUCGCAUAGUGUCCGAUCCCAUGUCCCAGUACCUUGCCACUCCCAACCAGCCACCUAUGCAGGAUAGCCGCACCAUGUAUCGGACGUUUGAGCUGGUUUUUGACUUGUGGUCUUAUGGCAAGGGCGAUCUUGCGGGCAUGGCGGCUAGAAAGGGCUUCUAUGUCCUAGAAUUCGUCUUAACUGAAGACCACCCUGACCUUCUCUGGCAUAUUCUUGACACAAUAUACGACAUGAUCGACCGAGGGCAUUUGCAACUUCUUGGCAUGUUUAUAAGACAUGCGCUUGUGCUGUCAAGACAGCGCUUUCCUGCAAAUCAUCCUCUCAUCCGCAUCCUUCAACAACUCCUAGCUUGCGACUAUCAAACUGAAGACGGCCGUCAGUUCAUUUGCUACCUGUUACGACAAGCAUGGCUACGAAACGUCGAUCUUCUUUCAGAGUACAUUAAGUCAUCAGCGCCUCAAGAGUUUUGGCUAUACGAGCAGUUGAUUUGGGAUGGCCGGACAAAGCUUCGUCGGAAUAACGGGCUGGCCAACAGACGUGAGAUCAUGUAUGCAGCUCUUGAAAACCUGGGACACCAUGAAGAGCCCGUACUGAGUGAUGAUAACGUGGAAAAACUGAGAGUCGACGCUCUCAUGCUGGAAUUCACGCAGAUGGAUCUAGAUGACAAGGAGAAGGCGGAGCAGAUGGCGUUGGAUCUGCUCGAUAUCACGCAGUAUGAAACAGGAGCACUUUCGAACGCCAGAUUUCAUGCGUAUGCCCGCAAGAUGCUAGCUAGGCUCUGCGAGAGCAGAGAAGCCUGGGACCAGGUCGAGCAGAACCUGAAAUAUGCCAUUCACAUGCGAGAAGCUGCGCAUGGAACGAGCACCAAUUUGCGGGUUAUCCGAGACAUGUGGGUGCUCGCGGCUUACUACAACAAAGUCGGCAAGAUAGAUGACGCUCUACGAGUUGCCCAAGAUGCCAUCACCAGGGCACAACAGUAUUUGCACGAUAUCCCAGGCUGAGGCUGUUUAUGAUAAGAAUACGGAUCGCAAGGUCAGUCGGCGUUAUGAGACAAAGUAACGAGAGCAUGGCAGAUUAAGGAAGAACCGACGGGUAGGAUUGAUUUUUCGCAACGCGCCAUUACUACGAGAAUGGCUUCAUUAGAGUCACCCCUUUGAUGGGCAGUUUAUGUUUGGGUAGAAGCGAAGCUGGAGUAUUGGUUGGGUGCCUUUGGCGGCACCUUCAUUUUACAAUGGCUACAUAUUCAUGCCUACUUAUAUAGUUAAUAUCAG